Messenger RNA from Macadamia integrifolia, 954 nucleotides. RefSeq names its product E3 ubiquitin-protein ligase RNF12-like. The coding region runs from base 119 to 916 and encodes 265 amino acids. The record is from RefSeq and is a predicted model, not a curated record. The transcript has 3 exons. Lineage: Eukaryota; Viridiplantae; Streptophyta; Magnoliopsida; Proteales; Proteaceae.
AACAGAGAGAGAACAAAUAAGAGUACAAAAAGGUAGAACUUUCUUCCUCCUCUCAUCUCUUGCAGUCCAAGUUGCAAGGGGUUGAAAUUUCUGGAGUUUUCCUGAAGGGAGAGACACCAUGAGCACUGGCACCAACAAUCUUACAUGGAGCUCUGGGAAUUGGCGAGGAGGAGCUGGUUAUGGUGCACAUACCCAGAAUAGUGAUUCGAACCGGAUGAACUCACCGGUAUCCCAAACCCCCACCUUCCGACCCGCUGAUGCAGGUGGUCGGACAACAGAUACGUCGUGGCAGUUUUUCGAGGAAAGAGUGAGAACUGGACCCAAUGGCUUGACAGGGUUCCCAGGUCAGCCUCUUCCUCCAAUACGAAUCUUCAUCCUGGAUGGUGAAACAGCACCAGGUGUUAACCCUCAACUCAGGCAGUUUGUCCGAGAACCUCCCCCAACUUCCCCAACAAUAAGAGGCCAACAGCAUAUCCCCCCACAGGAAGAGUCUAGGCGGAUUGAAGAACAGCUAAGGAAGGCCCAAUUGAAGAAGCAUAAAUACAACCCUGCCAAGUCUAAAUCAAAGAGAUGGUGCUUAUACUACAGAGAAAAUGCCAAUAAUAGCUCCUAUUCGGCAAAAGGGAGAGAUGAUGAUGACAAGGCUUGUUCAGUUUGCUUAGAAGAUUUUGCUCCCGGUGAAGAGUUGCUAAUCACUCCAUGCAAGCAUAUGUUCCAUGAGGAGUGCAUCCUCCCUUGGGUGAACAGCAAUGGUCAGUGUCCGGUAUGUCGGUUCUCUCUUUGUGACACAGGCGGCAGAGCUUUGUCCCAAAACAACCACCCUGGCAUUCCUGUAAAUGAUCGCAUGCCGGGAGAUUUUAUCGCACUUGUAAGGGCCAUGGAAGAGGCCUUCGACCUGAUGACUGUGCCUCGCUAAUACAUAAUGAAAUCAAAGGACAUCGUCCAUAGUCAGAA